ACUAGUGAUAUUAGUCUAGGUCGAGCCAACUUACACAUGGUUGAAUGAAUAAAACACAUAUUAUACCGUAUCCGAAAUUGAUGGUGGAAAAGAUGUGACUAUUUUGAAUGACCACAAAUGGUCCAUAAACAUGCUGGAUUUCUCUUCUCUUCUCACGUACGAUUGCCGACAAACUUCAAUCUUUGUUAAGUUCAAGUGCUACAUUCACCGAGAUCGAGAACAUAGAAUACAAAAUUAUCUCGUUUGGUUAAGAGCUCCCUUAAUUUCCUUAUGUUGGUCAAACAAAACAACUAUUCUUUAAAAUUAGAUGGUAGACUGUGGGAACCAAAGUCAAGGUCAGUCAACGCUGAAGCAAUUUAUAAGAACUCACUCAAAAACAUCCUCUGCCACUGCCAAAUCGCUCUGAAGAUGAAGAAAAUGGAGUCCGAUCCAAAUCCAUGCUUCUCCCUCUUCCUUCUGAUCAUCCUUCCGACACUUUUCGCCGCCGCAGCCGCCGCCGCCGUUUCAGGUUGCCCAGUGAAUUUUGAAUUUGCUAACUACACCAUCAUCACAAGCAAGUGCAAGGGGCCAGAAUAUCCAGCCAAUCUUUGCUGCUCAGCUUUAGCAGAAUUUGCUUGCCCUUACGCCAAAUAUCUCAAUGAUUUGAGCAAUGACUGUGCUUCAACUAUGUUCAGUUAUAUUAACCUUUAUGGAAAAUACCCAUCUGGCCUCUUUUCCACCCUCUGCUCCAAUGGAAGCAAUGGCCUUCAAUGUCCAACUUCUUCGCCAAUUCUUGAUACUUGCCAUGUGCAAAGGGUAAGUAUCUCCCACGUUCAUCCUUUGUGAUUCUGACUUUGUAUGUUCCUGUUUUAGUUGGUGUUACGAUUCUCGAAAAAGUGUGGGUGUAGAAGUUCAAAGUAUGAUCGAGUUAUACAGUGGCGAAUCCAUAAAUUUUUUACGAGUGCGUAGUUUCAAGAAUUCAUGAAAGUAUGAUUUUAAGGCUGUCAAAGCCCUUUUU
This is a messenger RNA of Momordica charantia (bitter melon), 997 nucleotides long. Lineage: Eukaryota; Viridiplantae; Streptophyta; Magnoliopsida; Cucurbitales; Cucurbitaceae. The record is from RefSeq and is a predicted model, not a curated record.